AUGAGACGAGCAACGAACACCACAACACUGCCAAUCCUCUCGCCCCGACGCCGCUACUUUGACACUGCUUCUAUUUCUCCACACAACAAAGAAGCCGCAGCGAUGGACGGACAGGACACUGGCACUUUGCCCAAGCCCAAGCCCAAGCCAAAAAGGUUCAUUCCGGUGCCCCCGGAGUACCGUCGCCUCACUCAUGCUACAGAACGCGAGCUCAUCGUCAACAACAUCAAAAUCGACACAGGCUGCGAUGUCAUCCCCAAAUGGGACGCUGGGUAUAUCACUCAGUUCGCCAUUGCUGGACAAGGUGCAGGCCUUGAGAAAGCCGUCCGAUACAUUAACCACUGGAUCUCUAACGCGCAUAUCAAGUCAAAAGACUCAUCAUCAUGGGCGAAGACGCCUGCGUUCGAUCAUACCAAAUGGUACUACGACAGCAUUGAAGAGCGGGAGCGUCAGCGGAAGGACGAGUUCAAGGGCAAGGCGCCUGAGGUAUCAAAAGGCGAGAUGCCACUGGCGAGCAUCAUCGUGUGCUGGCCGGAGGACCUCCUCAACGAAGGCGUCACUCCUCGCGAUGUCUUCAACAACAAGCUAGAAGCGCUUAACGCCAUUCGGACUCAGAACGAGGUGUACAUAACGCUUCUUCCUACGCAGAACGACGUUUGGAAGAUUGAGAUACAAGGCGAGUCCACAUAUAUCUACUACAUGCGAUACACACUAACGUUUACAGCCCGCGACAUAGCGCGCAUUGAAGCGGCUGAAGCGCAUCUCAUGACGAUGAUCGACAAAGUCAAAGCUGAUGCUAUGGGACUGCAGCAUGUAAUCAACAUGAUUCUUGAUGACAAAGAGGGCUUGGAGGUUGUGCUGGACGAGGCUGACGCAUGGUGGCCGAACCUUCAAGACCGAGUCGUACCUCGCCUCCUCUCCAGUGGGAUAAUGGAAACCUCCGGCAGCUUCCGCGGUGAGAUUAUGCACUUCACGCAGCUAUCAAGGAUCCAGCAUUCAUUUCAGCUGGCGCUUGAAGCUGUGCGCCACACGAAAGGCGCGUACGAUAUGGCUAUUCGCCUAGGGUGCCUGGCUUUGAGCUCAAGACAUAUCAAGGAGGAUAAGAUUGGUCAGAAGUACGGGAAGGAAGUCUUCUUGAAGUCGAUUAACGGACCUGUUACACUUGAGAUAAAGAAGUGGCUUGCUGAUGAUGCACUGGGUUCGCAAAUUCUGGGAGCACUCUGCAUGGCCGAUAAAUUCCUGGAGCCGACAAAGUCUUCUGCCUACUUCGGUUAUACGCCAAAAUCGCUGCAAGGCACUCGUCCAAUGUUCCGAGGAACAUGGGUGUUCACAGACCCCAGCAGCGUUGUUGCUCCACCGCGUGAGCCGAUAGCUGUGCGCCAUGCUGGACGUCCUAAAGCGCCUCCCCAAGCUCCUGCUAGUACAACCACUCCAUCCGCAGCGCCGCAGUCCGAACUCAUCGUUGUUCAGGUCGACUGGACUGAUGACGAAGAGGGCUUGUACGAGAAGACAACAACACGGUUCUACAAAAUCGACCAGGGUCGUAAAACACCAAGGAAGAACAUGGAUAUCAAUCUGCUGGAGCUUGGAGAGAGCCGAGGAUGGCACUUCGCUCUUGAGUCCUUGAUUCCUGUGGCAGCGAAGAGCAUCUCGCCUGUCAUUACUGGCUUCGCUGAUCGAGUCAAGAUGAGACCCAACCACGAUUAUCGUUCCACCGAAAGCUUCGCUGAGUGGGAUCAGACACCUACCGUCAAGAAGCACCUACGAAACGGUCGUCUGGAAACUAUCUACUCUUUCGGCAUCAAGCAGACCUGCUACAAAGUUGAGGCUACUUGUAUGUGGUACCCAGGCCAGAGGCUUCCCGUCUGGGGUCUCUGUGUCCGCCACUCUGAAUGGGCUACCCAUCUUGCGGAACUUGAGCGUCUCCCUGUGGGUCGGAAGGCCGACUGGGGUCACACUGUGGCUACCUUCCUGCCAGAUGACGGCCAGUCUUGCUACUCCAGCGCGGUCGAGGACGAGGACUUCGGAAUGAGGAACCUCGAUCUGGGCCCUGGCGUUGAAGCACCACCACGCGAUGGUAUCCGCAUCCUCAUGGACAAGCUGCUUCAGCUAUCAGCCAUCGUUAGCUCGAUCACAAACAGUGGAGGUGUGGCUAUCUGA
This is a messenger RNA of Alternaria ventricosa, 2160 nucleotides long. RefSeq lists its product as uncharacterized. The coding region runs from base 1 to 2160 and encodes 719 amino acids. The record is from RefSeq and is a predicted model, not a curated record. NCBI's taxonomy places the organism in Eukaryota, Fungi, Ascomycota, Dothideomycetes, Pleosporales, Pleosporaceae. The transcript is spliced from 4 exons.